AUCCAGGAUGCUUUGGGGCGGAUGAGUAGAGGGGGCAGAUAGAGCGAGUCAGAGAGGGCGAGUUUGAUAUCGGAAGGGGACGAAGGAACCACUGAUCCUUUUUCUCUUUGCAUUUCACCUUUUCGGGGGAAGAAGAAGAAGACGUGUGGAAACUGGAGGAAAAAAAAAAGGAUAUGAAAAGAACAUGAAAGAAAGAAAUCGUCAUUAACUCACUACGAAGUUCUUUCUUUCCCUCUCCUCCUCCAUCUUGCAACUCUCUCAGUUUAAUCUUAAAUCCACUCCAAAGUCCCCAGAGGGACAAUUCUCUAUUUUUCUUGAGAGACGGAAGGAGAGGGGUCCAUUCCUCCUGGUAGAGUGACACCAGGAAUUUCCUCUCUCUCCCUGUGCUACUCCUCCCCCCAGCCCCACCCCCACCCACCCCACCUCCCACCAUGACGCUGCUGGCCUCCGAGAGGUCUCUUCUCAUCCGGAACAAGUUCCGCUCAGUCCUGCAGUUGAGGAUUCAGAACCGAAGGCAGAGUGAAAUCAAUGCAGACACUGGGGUGAAGUCUGAGUGCUUCCCUAAAAAAGCAGAGAAAGAGCAGAGCGAAGCUCCGCAUCGAACCGACGGUGGCGCCGCUCAGAAGUUGCCCCCUUGUGGUCUCAACACCGACACUGCACAAGAGAGGACUGUGUGUGGGGCCCAGAGGCAGAAGACGUCUCGCCAGACGCAGGACCUCACUGAGAGGAUCCAACGUCCACCUGGGCCCGUGAAGUACAAACACACACUGCCCCUAGAGAACUGCCCUGCCUCUUUCUCUCUGUCUGCUGAUGUCUUCGAAGAUGACAUUUCAUCCUGCCCCUCCUCCUCGCCCCCCGAGCAACACAGCGCUCACCAAUCCCCAGAUUUUACGUCAUUGCCGGGGCUCUCAGGUGACCAAUUACUGAGUGACUUCUCGGCUGUGGGCUCGUCCCUUCACCACAGCCCUCGUCAUGCUCAGUCUAGUUUGGCGUUGCUCCCGGCAACCGAGGGCAUCAGACAAUCUGUGAGUGAAUCGAACUCCAUGGCAACAACUGGGAGACCAAAUGGGAUGUAUUUGACCUCUCAGACCACAACCCUGCUGCCAAAGACAGCAAGGCCUCACAGCCCAACCUGCUCCUCCUCAUUACCUUCCUCCAUCAACUUCAAGCCACGGAAACCCCGGGACACCAAACCCAAAAUGAGGAAACUCAAAUAUCACCAGUACAUUCCUCCUGACCAGAGAGGAGGGUCUGGGACUGGAGGGGGAGGCAAACAGAAGAGUCCUACCCAGUCUUUAGACCCAGCCUAUUCCCAUCUCCUGAAGCAGCAGCAGGUCUUCCUCCAGCUGCAAAUCCACCAGAACCAGCAACAACAACUACAACAGCAACAGCAACAACAACAACAACAACAACAACAACAACUCACUGCUCCCAGUGGAGAACAUAAUGAUCUUCCGUCCUCUGGAGCCACGCCCCUUAAUCCCCAACCUGUUCCCGCCACCGCAAACCACAACGCGCCAGACGCAAACCCCGCGUCCAAGCUUGAGAUUCUCCCCGCGAAUCUCGUUGAUCUAACGGUGUCAGAGUUGCGACAGCAGCUGCGAAAGCGUGGCCUCCCGGUCUCCGGCACGAAGCCCGCCCUGUUGCAGCGCCUCCGCCCGUUCCAGCUGACCCACUCCUGCCUCGCCCCCCUCUGCCAGCCGGGGACCGGCCUGGAGCCGCUCACCCCGGGCCCCGCGCCGCCACCGGGCCAGAGCCCCGGCUCCAGCUCCAGCUCUGGGCGAGACUCGCCCGGCAGCAGCCCGACCCAACAGAUGUACACCCCGGACAGGGGAGUUCCCACUGGGGUUCUCAGUGACGCCCAGAAGGGAAUCCUGAGCGGCGCGACCAACGGUUUCUCCAAUGCCGUGCCAGUCAGUUUGGCUGGCGAACAGUGUCUCUCCAACGCGGCCUUCCCGGGCCCUGCCAGCAACGCCUCAGGAACGCCCAGUCCCAGUCUGCCCAUGUCGUCGUCCUCCCCCCUGCAGUGCGGGGCUCCCUGGAGGACUGAGAACCAGCAGCAGCAGCAGCAGCAGCAGCAGAGGCCCAGGGACCACCCCGCCAGCACCGGCAACGAGUCUUGUGGAGGAUCCCUUCAUCCGUUCUUGCAACAGGAUCCUGGAUGCUCCAGACGGAAACCAGAAACGGACAUGCAGACCGAGGUGUUGUUUACACAGGUGUUUUGCUGCCAACCGUGUGAUACGAUUGGCCAGGAUUUUGAGCUGCCAGUGCAGAUUACAGCAAGUCCAGUUCAGACGUUGUCCUGCGUUCGCAGCUUGGAGGAAGAACUGCAGGAGGCCAUCCAGAAAGCACAGAUGGACCCUCGGCAAUCCAUAGAUGACAUCCUGGAUGAGCCCAUGACUUGUGUUCGCUCUGUGAACGUCUGCGAUCAUAAAUCCCCACCCCACUCAGUCCCCGGCCCCUCGCCUCCUCCUUCUCAUGGCGACCAGUCCCAGCUCUCCCAGCUGCACAAGGACGGCUUCCUUCCCUCGCCUCUGUGCUCCUCUCUCCUGCUGGAGCUCCCUCCAUCUCCUGCAGUGAUAAACCCCAACCAUGCCAUCGCUGCUCCUCCACCACCACCACCACCCAUCUGUACUUCCCCUCUGCCGUCCAGCGGGAAGUCGCGCAAGCGCCGGGCUCCGACGGCGUUCGACGCCGCCGACUGGCUCGAAACCCUCUCGUCGGGCCUCCGCCCUCUCACUCCGCCGGCAGCUCCGUUUGUUGGGUCGGACUUCAGUCUGGAUUCAGAUCUGAAUGUCAGUCGAGUGUUGGAUCUGAUGAUAGAGAAGUGGUGAGGAUUUGUGCGCGCGCGUUGUUUGUAUGCACAGUAGGUUUGUGUUUCUUGAAGGUCACGCAUGGGGCACACGCGCGUCCCACUGAGGGAACAAUAUUGUGAACAGCGGCCCUCCGUCCGUCCGCCCUUGCAAGGCCGCCAGAGUCACCGGCUCCACGCAAUGUCGAGAGCGGGGGAACAGAUUAAACGCGGCGUUGCCGGGGCGACGGGAGCACAAACGCACACACGCAGACGCCACAGAACGCGGUUUAAAGGCACUUGGGAUCAGCAGGAAAUGGAAAACAAGCAACACAUCUGAGGAUUGACACACUCCACAGCAGAAUGUUUGCAGUGCGAAACAAAAGGAAACCUGCCGGCACAUUCAUUUAAACACACUUUCCCGGGUUGCGCCGGGAGAAUGUUGUUUUCUGACUUAUCUCCAAGACCCGUUGUCGGAUUGGGUUGAGUGUGGCCCCUGGUGUUGACUCAGUCAUUGAGUCCUAGCCAUUCAUAAAGCCUAUUUAGAGUGUGUAAAAGCCAGAGAGAGCACACAGCUUGCGUGUGGCUCCAGACCUUCACCCCGAUGCCAGACACACAGUCGGCAUGCAGAGGGAGAAAGCUGGCAGAAGUUGCAAACGAGCAGUGUGUGCGAGUGCGCGUGUGGACGUGCGUGUCGGUGAGCGAAAGCUUGUGUUUUGUGUGAAGUAUGUGUGUGUGCGUUCAAUAUGUCUGACUGUGUGUGUCUAAGCACACAAGGCUGCUUCUGUUUGCACGUGUCAACAGCCAACUGCUUCCAUGUAUAUUUAUUAGCAUUUAUGCCAAAUGCACUUGUAGUUUUUUGUUUGCUUGCAAUUAAGUGUGCGUGUUUGUGUGUCUGUGUGUGGUAUGUUUGAACUGUGAAAGGAUGCAUGUGAAAGAUACAGAAAAAAAGCUGUGGAUCGGUGUGUCCACAUCUGAGACCAGACAUUUCAUUGGAGGCUCAUUGCCAACUCAGCGUAGUUAUCCGGUGUAAUCAUCACAACAGCCACAUUACCUUGUUCAAGUCACCGUUCUCCAGGAGAGCAAUCAGCCAACCGCCCCAAAAAUAGUCCGCAUAUAAAUGCUCCAAUCAGAGAAGUUAGUUUUCCUCAUCGCUUUGCAAAGACAGGUGGUCAUUUUGUUCUCUGAUUAGCCCCCAACCGUGUCUGGCCCGCUGCACGGUGCUUACGCUGCUACUGGCGAAGCCAGAUUUGGCACAAUUUAUGACCCAAGCCCGAGGCCACACUUGUUCACCUGUAAAUUAAUUCCACACGUGUAUCAUUUGACAUUGUUAAAUAUUUGCUGUAUAUUCCGAUAUACAAAACGACCAUUUUAUUAAGAGAAAAUGCACUGUAGAGUUAGCAUGGAAUAAUAUUUGUGGAGAAUAGGAAGCAUGAGCAGAGGAGAGCUCGUCUGUUGAAGCUGCUGCGGUGAUUACUGCACAUUUUCUUGACGGUGACAAAGAUCUUACUUUUAUACUCUACAUGAUUAACUGGCCUUGCAAAAACUGAGCACAUUAUUUGUUUGCAUAAUACACUUUCAUGGAGUUAUGAACCUUUCUUGACCCCACUUAACAUAAUGACAUUAGUGAGGAAAAAAUUAGCCAGUUAGCAGAGGUUAGCUAGCGUUAACCCGCCGUAUCACAUAAAGGUAAUUUAGAUCACAUCUACAUUAAGUUAUAUUCUGCCCUUUAAGUAACUGUAUAUUCAACCAAUCAUUCAUAUCUGAAAAGUGUGUAUAAUCUGACAACUAAUUGGAUGUCCUUCUGUAGGGACACUUUAUUGUGAUAAAAAAAACCCUCAGCUUUUCUUCCCUCCUCAUUCUUAAAAGUAUUGUGUGAGAAUAAAAGUGAAGUGCUGAGUGCAAUAUGAAUGUGUAAAGGGCACAUCGCUUGGUCCGUCUGAAGUCAUCAUGUCAUAUGUUUGUACGCCAUUAUUUCAGUGUUGUUGCCAGUUGCCUUGUUCUAAUGAUAAACUGGUGUCUUACUACGCAAGACAACUUUGGUAAAUUAUUGGAAGAAGAUAUCUGUGCACAGUUAAACCUUCAACACACGGCUUUAUGUUGAAGCACUUCUUGUACAGCUUUUACUACAGAGACUAUGAAAAAUGCAGUUCAAUGUGGAAUGAUGGCUAUGAUAAUUAUAGAUAUCAAGAAACAUUGCCUGCUGCAUGAACUAAAAAAAAAGGUUGAUUGGCAGGAGAGUAAGAUGCUACCUCCUGUGACUUCCAAUGCUUCAGGGCCAACCUCAGUUUUUACUUGUUUCUUAUUUUAUUUAACACUGGUGCGGAAGUUCCUGGAAGACCCCUGAGAUGGUUUCACUGGUUUGACUGUUUUAAACUGGGCUUGAGACGGUCCCGACCUGGAUUUGGGGCUCGUUAGGACACGAGUAGAAACACUGAGUUGUCUCACUUCUGCUGCUAUUAAUGCCUUAUUGUAAAAAGGGGAAAUAAAAUGUGUGUGCUUUUAUUUAUUAUGUAACUUAUUCAUGCAAAAUAUAUGAACCAUUGUCCAAAAAUGUAUUUAAAAGCAUUAAGAAAAUUAAAGUCUUAAUAGAUUU
Molecule: messenger RNA, 5387 nt
Organism: Gasterosteus aculeatus aculeatus (three-spined stickleback)
Lineage: Eukaryota; Metazoa; Chordata; Actinopteri; Perciformes; Gasterosteidae
Source: RefSeq, a predicted model, not a curated record